Mobula hypostoma (lesser devil ray) is the source of this 6223-nucleotide messenger RNA. RefSeq names its product zinc finger, DBF-type containing 2 (gene zdbf2). The record is from RefSeq and is a predicted model, not a curated record. Gene Ontology annotation, biological process: epigenetic programming of gene expression; genomic imprinting. Gene Ontology annotation, molecular function: nucleic acid binding; zinc ion binding. NCBI's taxonomy places the organism in Eukaryota, Metazoa, Chordata, Chondrichthyes, Myliobatiformes, Myliobatidae. The transcript has 10 exons. Bases 1144 to 4173 code for a protein of 1009 amino acids.
ACUUGCAUGGUGUCAGUUUCUCCCGGGGGAGGGCAGCUUGUCAAGAGUUUGUUAUUUUUAAUGGUGAGGGGCUUCCGUGAACACUGUAAAGGAAAUGAAUGUACUGGGGUCCCACCUAAAUAUGCACUCGCCCUAUCAAAGACUGAAUUUAGUUUGAAGAUCUUCACCUGCACAUUAGAAACUUAAUUUUCAUCCCCCACCCCCACCCCCACCCCGCCACCUCCUCCCGCACUCUACGUAAUUCCAAAUCCGUUUAUAAAACAUACAACUGUCAGUGCUAGCUGGGUUUGCUGGAAGAGCGUUACUGGCGGUGAGCAAGAGUUGCAUCACGUACUCCUUAUACACGUGUAUAUUUUCUGAAGGCAAUCAUAACAGGUUCUGAAUAAAGUCAAAAUAAAAGCAGGCCAAUACUUGAAGAAUGUCUCCUGGGGAUGAGGCUACAGUAGAGCCAAGACCAUGAAUCAGUUGCACUUUUGAUAGAGGAGGUCAGGUUGUAGCAAUCACUUCUGAGUCCGAAGGUCAGCGAUCGGAAUGCUGGUGUGAAGACUAAGGCAGGGUGGCUUGAUCUGCAAAUCCAAGCACAGUGGUGAAAGACUGAAUGGUUGGAGGUUCCUUGGCUGCAAAUAAGUUUGCUUUCUGGUGACUUUCAUAGCUUACACAUCGUUCCAUGGUUACACAGACUCCCAAAGACAAGCAAUUUUAAACAACAACAAUUUCUUAAGUCUGUGACCUUUACCCACCACAUAUUGGUGGGUUAUCUAGCCAAAUGAAAGAGAGAAAGUCACAGACCUACAAGGGAAAGCAGGAUGGGACUGAUGGGAUUACCCUUGAAAUGCAGCCAAGUAAAAUGCUCCCUUUUGCAGAACAAGACACAAAAAGCUGGAGGAACUCAGCAGGUCAGGUAGCAUCUAUGGUUUCGAAGGUGGUCUAAAGCCAUGUGAAGAGCCACUGAGAUUACAUCUGCUGCUGACCUAUUGUGGCGAUAGGCAAAUUGUGAUGGGUCCAGGUCCUUGCUGAGGCAGGAAUUCAUUCUGAAUUAUGCCGAACUCCUAAGGAAGUGGAGGUGCUGCCGUGCUUUCUUCAUAAUUGCACUUGCGUGCUGGGCCCAGGACAGAUGUACAAAGGAAUGAGCACUUUGCAGAGAUGACGGACAAUGCCAGUGGCAGUGGAGCGUACACAGAGCAACCUGUUCCAGAGAGACUCCCCAUGCAGAGCAAACGGGGCUACUGUGCUUGCUGCCAGGAGCUGUACAACUGCCUUGAACAGCACCUGCAGAGCACGCGGCACAGGCAGUCGGCUGGCGAGUCCCGGAACCAGUUGGUGGCAAAAAGCCUCAUGGAGCGUUUCCUGCAGGACGUGAUACAGUAUCAUCCCUCCCGAUACAAGGACAACAGGCCAACCUACACGGACCUACCAUCAGUCAGUGCCCCGCUGAUUCCUAGAAAGGAGCUUGCCGACAUACACUCCUACCAGGACGACAAGGAGACCGUUGGGACCAGAGAGGAGUUGCCGAGCACAGAUAAUGAAUCUGUCCGGUCAGCGCGUGCAUUGGGUGCUAAGAACGUCACGGACUGCAGCCAGGCCAGAGGCAGCAAUGUAUCUUCUGUGCCUGUUGGGGACCCAACAAGUAGAAAAGACCCAGUGUCUGAAGAGCAGGUUGAAGUCAGCUUGCCUUCCUAUAGAGCGUUAUGUAGGACUACAGUUUUAAAUGCAAGCGAGGGCAUUCUAUCUUGUGGCAAAGCAGAAAGGCAUAGCAGUCGCAUUGCUUUGGGCGUAUAUAAACCAGCAUCGAGGAGAGGAAUUGGGGACUACAGUAAACCAAAAGUCAUCUGCUCUCAUGAGGAUCAUGGACACUGGAAUCCUACUGGUCAAGUUAGCCUUCCUGAUGUCUCCUCAGGGCUAGCUUCUAAGUUUUCCAAAUUGCACCACAUUAACUCUCAGGGCACGAUGGCAGGUUCUCCACUUCCGCAACUCAGGGACCACGGCGAAGGACGCAGCCUGCACUGUCCUGGUGGACCAAGCCAGCCAGAGGAGCUCCAGGGCAGCAGCGCUUUCCCCCAUGGUGAUAGGCCAACAGGAGGCGAAGCGGCUGUCAGCACGAAGGAUCUGGUCUCGGAGACCAUAGAGACGGUCAUUCAUAAAUACUGUACCCGGCAGGCAUCGCAGCCUCGAGACAGUGACAGCGAGGACUCGGCUGAUGGUCAGCAUCGACAUCAAGGGAAAGGGUUGGAGAGGAGUCAGCAGGCGAAGAAAGUGCCUCUGGAGAAAGAGUAUUGUACACUAUCAAACAGCUGCAAAAUGGCUUGCAGCAAGCAGGUGCUACAAGAGACGGCGUCUUGCUUCAAGAAAAUGCUGUCUUUAACCCUCUCCUGUGAAGCUAAAUCUGGGGGGCAGUACCAGGGCAUGGGGGAAGACGUGGAAAGUUCAGGAGGCAGUAUCUGCUCCUUGGGCAGUCAGCUAGGACAGCUAAAGUCCAGCAGCAGCUCGGAAUGGAAUGCCUCCGUGAAGAUGGAGAAGCGCAGUUCGAGAGUGCCAAUGAGGGACCUGGAGCUGAUGACAGAUGCACGAAUCUCACUUGACGACCACGGCUACAAAACUCAGCUGAGCUCGGUUCUGCGCUCCCAGGCAGAAGAAUGUGACAAGAUGGAGAUAGAGAACAUCAGCCCUGCAGAGAGCAGCAAGAAAGCCGAACACACUGAAGAGAAACCGCGCCCCCUGGAGACGGAGCAGAGGCUUCAGUCACUACCAUACGUGCCGCCAUCUUUUGCUGGAAAGACUUGGUCAGAGAUCAUGGCAGAGGAUGAUCUGAAAGUGGAGGCACUUGUGAAGGAGUUCAAGGAGGGCCGAUACUUGUGUUAUUUUGACAGUGAGUCUUUGGCCAACUACGGAAGGAAACAAAAGAAACCGCACCGGGCUGGGGUGAAGGACGCAUUAAAAGGCACGUCCCAGGCAUCGGUCGACAGUCACCCAAACGUCCCUUCACCCGAAGCAUUGCCACACUUGACGGAUGACGACAGGGAUGACGACAAGGAUGAUGAGCUUCCCCCUGCCCUGUGCCGGGCAUCAGUGGGCAAGAAGCCCGCCUUGAGGCACUGUCGUCUGGCAUCCAGGUGCCAGAUCGUCAAGGUCAGCCAUGGUACCCAGACCAGUGAAAUCAGCUACCCGGUAGUCAAAAAAAAAUCCAGAAGGCUGGAUCAAGAACCCGAGAACUUUUGGAGUGGGCUGGAGCAAGCUGAGAGGCCAGAUAUGAAGACCAGGCUGUGCUCCCUGAGGCUGCCCAGAUCCUACAGCAGGAUUAUGAGCCCAGUGCAGCCCAGGACGGUCAUCUACGUCCUGUCCUCGCCUGACUUUGACUCGGGGCAGGCUGCCUCGCUGGAAGGGAAGAGGAGCUCCAGGACCCUGCAGGAAGGUGCCAGCCCGACCAAGUACAAGUACAAGAAAUCACCAGUCAGGUACUAUGACCCAGUCACCAACAGAAUCCUCAAGACGCCGCCCAGCAGCCUAGCUUCGUCCCACCAUGUGCGCCAGCUCUUCAGGAACCUUAGCCCGGACAUCAACAUGGGGCUGCCCACUGACGAACACAGAGCUCCCGCCAAGUUGCAGCCAAAGGCUGGUGGGAGCUGCGGCCCGCUGCAGGCUGGUAACAGUGUGGCCUCCGGCUCCCGGCCGCCAGCCGCCGCACUCAAGUCCCGGGACCGCGGCUUGGGGGAGGCCCCCAGCAGUGACUGCCCAUCCAAGAGCACGGGCUCCCGGUCAGACGGGGCCUCGUUGCCUUUACCCCAGGUCCUGCCCGAUCAGAAGAGCCUAGUCUUGUCACCGCUCGGGGCAGACGGUCCCAACCCACCCUUCAGCAGGCUCAAUGUGUACGCAGGCCCAAAGAGCAGGCGUGCCCCCGAGACGGAGAACCCAGACGCAGUCUCCGAAAUGGACAGUCCACCGCUCGACAACCUGAGGGGUACUUCAUCCUGCUCCCACGUCGGAGCCCCGCCAGCUGCUGCAGUCUCCCCCUGCAGCCCUCCACGCCUCCGCUCCAGCCUCCGCCGGCCCGCCGGCAAAGACAGCUCCUUGGGGGAGAAGGUACUGCGGAGGGAAGCCAGGAGUGGGGAGGUGGCCGCCAGAGAUAGGGCAUCCUACCGCCGGGGCCAGAGGCAAGGCCCCCGCAAAAGGAAGUGAGCCUUCCCCACCCCCCACACCAGGGCCAGCCAGCACGUUCUUUCUUUCUCUUUUGUAUGAAGUACUUCAGGGAAUUUGCAGUUAAAGCAGCAGCUGUAUUUUUAUAAAGAUCCCUUGUGGGUUUUGUUGUUAUUCUUUUAAAAGUAUCCAAGUCAAAAUAGAAAGAGGCAGCACCUAAAGGUGCACACAAGUUUUCUUCCUCACUUGCAACAUUUUCAGCAAAACUUUCACAAUCUUGGCACUACUGUGAUGAUGAAGCGCCCCUUAAUAACCGCAUCUGACUCGCUGAUCGGUCUCAAAUGUGGGCUGUGUGUGUGGCUGAGGCCAGGGUCUGGACUGCGGUCUAGAAAUGCAGCCAAACCUGGCGUUGAAGUGGGGCUGGGUCCAGGGUUCAGGCUGUGGGCCAUUUUGUGUCACUACAGCGUGGGUUGGUGGCUGGGACACUAGGAUCGGGAAUGAGGGUGAUGCUUGCAGCCAGUGUGGAACACUUGUAUAUUUUCUAUUCCCCUUUAAAUUCACCAGGCUUGCUGCUGUAAAAUUAUUAUGCUACUGUGUGGUGUGUAAUGUCCCAGGGAUGCCAGGUUAUCAGAUUUUUACUCUAGCUGGAUUAUACAACACAGAAACGGAACAUUUGCUUUAAAUUAUUAGACCAUAAGACCUAGGAGCAGAAUUAGGCCUUCAGCACAUCGAGCUUACUUCCCCCAUUUCAUCAUGGCUAUUACCUCUCUCAACCCCAUUCUCCUUCCUUCUCCUCAUAACCUGUGAUGCCCUUACCUUUCAACCUCCACUUUAAAUAUAAAAUCCCAAUCAGGAUUUGUGACCCUGACACACUUUGAACACGCAGCCUUCUGCUCUGGAGCUAGUUGCCCUACUAUUGCGCCAUGAGGUCUGAUGGUCUUGUGUACCAGUAUUUACGCUCUACAUGGGAGUUCUCCCAGCCAACCUCCUUCACUCCCUAUCCCUUUCUUCUCUUCCUAUCUCCCUGUGGAGUUCUUAGUUGUUCCAUGUGAUAAUGAGCUAGCCUGAACUCUGCAUUGGGUUUGACAGGAACUGCCUUGAAUUCAUUACCUGCAGGUGUAAACUCAUCUACCAUCUAUUAGCUCCUGAGUUCCUUUUUUUAUAUAUAUAAGGCCUCCCACUGGUUGCCUGUUGACUUUCCUGAACCAGCCUUCGUAGCUGUACCCAGUUCAGCCUCUUUAGUUGGGCCAAGGAGGUUGGUAGGUGAUGCUUGGUGACACCAGGCCAGGACAUGUGGCACAGGAAAGAGAAUCAAUGAGUACUUGUUGGCUGUCCAAAUACUCACUGUUCAUGCAAAGACACUGUGGUAGCAUGUGUCAUUGACGCUCAGAUCCAGCGGUGAAGAGUAAUUGGUCGUAACUCAGCCAGAAGCUGCGAAGAUGAAUCAGAUUCAGGUUUGUUAUCAGUGACACACACUCAGUGGCCACUUAAUUAGGUACAAGUGUGUAUCAAUGUGGUCUUCUGCUGCUGUAGCCCAUCCACUUCAAGGUUUGACAUGUUGUGCAUUCAGAGAUGCUCUUCUGCACACCAUUGUUAUAGCACAUGGUUAUUCAAGUUACUGUCAGCUUGAACCAGUCUAGCCAUUUUCCCCUGACCUUUCUCAUUAAUAAGUCAUUCUUGACUACAGAACUGCUGCUCACUAGAGGUGUUUUUGUCUAUGCACCAUUCACUGUAAACUCUAGACAGAUUAUUGACCAUGACACACCCAGGAGAUCAGCAGUUUCUGAGAUACUCAAACCACCCCAUCUGGCACCAACAAUCAUUCCUUACAAAGUCAUUUUGAUCAUAUUUCUUCACCAUUCUGAUGUUUGAUCUGAAUAACAAAUGAACCUCUUGACCAUGUCUGCAUGCUUUUAUGCAUUGAGUUAUUGCCACAUGAUUGGCUGAUUAGGUAUUUGCAUUAAUGAGUGGGUGUACCUAAUAAAGUGGCCAUUGAGUGUAUAUCAUGAAAUUUGUUGUUUUGCAGCAGCAGUACAGUGCAAUACAUAAAAAUGUACUAUAAAUUAAAAUAAGAAAUAUAAAAUAAAUCAGU